This is a messenger RNA of Cyprinodon tularosa, 3873 nucleotides long. RefSeq names its product stathmin-4-like. The record is from RefSeq and is a predicted model, not a curated record. The transcript has 7 exons. Lineage: Eukaryota; Metazoa; Chordata; Actinopteri; Cyprinodontiformes; Cyprinodontidae. Bases 52 to 678 code for a protein of 208 amino acids. Gene Ontology annotation, biological process: regulation of microtubule polymerization or depolymerization; microtubule depolymerization; neuron projection development. Gene Ontology annotation, cellular component: neuron projection; cytoplasm. Gene Ontology annotation, molecular function: tubulin binding.
CACCAAUCAUAGCCCAGCAUCCAUGCUGUCCAAUCAGAGCGCGGCCUGGUGAUGUCAUGCAGCAGCUGUGGUGUGGUGCUGAUGCUGCUGAGCUGCAGAUCUUCAGAGGACAGAGACCAGAGCGGCGAGGCUGCAGGGAACAGGUUCUACCUCACCACAGUGUCUUUGACUGAGAGCAACAGGAAGAUGACCCUCAGAGCCUACAGAGAGAAGAUGCGAGAGCUCCCCCUGGUGUCCGUUUUCUGCUCCUGCAUCUUUGCAGAACCCAGGGAACAAACAGCAAACAAGAAGGAAGGUGUGGUGGACUUGAAUCUGUGCAACAUCCGGGACAUGGAGGUGAUCGAGCUGAGCAAGCGAGCGAGCGGCCAGGCCUUUGAGGUCAUUCUGAAGCCGCCCACCUUCGAUGGCGCCCCCGAGCUGAGGGCCACCACACCUCCUCGUCAGAAACCAUCACUGGAGGAGAUCCAGAAGAAGCUGGACGCCGCUCAGGAAAGGAGGAAGUGUCACGAGGCGGAGCUGCUGAAGCAUCUGGCUGAGAGGAGGGAGCAUGAACGGGAAGUUGCUCAGAAAGCUUUGACCAAAGAGCGCCAGGAGCAUCGCAUCAACACCAAGCAGGCAGUGAUGCACCUGAACGCAUCGCAGGAGAAGGAGGACAAACACAGUGUGGAGGUGUCAUGAUGGCCUGAUCACAACACAAGCUGAACUUUAUUCAGAUGCCGAUUUUGAGGGCAGUUUACCCGACUGACGAGCUGGGAAACCGACGCUGCUAACACUGGAAGCGUGACUGGAAGGGGUCAGAGCAGAACCAGAUAGAGUGGAGGACUGCUCCACCAGGACUCUGAAGAGAUGAACUUCUCAAUUUGAGAACCGCAGCAGAUUAAGCCAUCACUGGGUGGUUUUUCUGUGGCUUUUCUGUGCUUUGUUGCCAUGCCAACAGUGCCAAUGCCUUCACGUAUGACUGUGACUGAACAUGCAUCAACAAGAACCCAACACAUCUCGAAGGAAUCAGCAGCGCUGCCUGAGACUCUGGUGAAGAACAGAAGUUUUCUCACGCCCACCCAGACUUUCAUGUAUCAGUUUCAGAUGUUUCAGAUGAAAUUGAAAACACUGCUGUUCAAAUUCUGAUGAGUGGAACCGAACACGGAUUCAAAGAGGUUAAAAACCUCCAAGAACAAAGAAAAGAACAUUCCCAUUUUCCUUAACACAGCAGAACAUGACCGAGGGCAUCUGAAUCCGAGUCCGAGUGAAAGUAAGGCGGUGGUUCUGGUCCAGUCUGGGUUCAGGAUCUGCAGUUCUGUAGGUUUAGAGAAUCUCUGCAGAUGUGGCUUUCUCCUCUGCUUCUGCAGAAGGUCAGGAGAUGCUCCUGACUUCAGAUUGGCUGGUCUGUCUCCUGUUGCCUGGCAACUACAGCCUGCAGAUUCUGUUAGCUUAACAUUAUAUUCAGAGAUUAGUCCUAAAAAACCAAAGAGAUGAGGUGUGGGACAGAGACCCGAGUCAGACAUCAGCAACUAGUCGCCCAACAGAGACCCGAGUCACAGACAUCAGCAACUAGUCGCCCAACAGAGACCCGAGUCACAGACAUCAGCAACUAGUCGCCCAACAGAGACCCGAGUCACAGACAUCAGCAACUAGUCACUCAACAGAGACCCGAGUCACAGACAUCAGCAACUAGUCGCCCAACAGAGACCCGAGUCACAGACAUCAGCAACUAGUCGCCCAACAGAGACCCGAGUCACAGACAUCAGCAACUAGUCGCCCAACAGAGACCCGAGUCACAGACAUCAGCAACUAGUCGCCCAACAGAGACCCGAGUCACAGACAUCAGCAACUAGUCGCCCAACAGAGACCCGAGUCACAGACAUCAGCAACUAGUCGCCCAACAGAGACCCGAGUCACAGACAUCAGCAACUAGUCGCCCAACAGAGACCCGAGUCACAGACAUCAGCAACUAGUCGCCCAACAGAGACCCGAGUCACAGACAUCAGCAACUAGUCGCCCAACAGAGACCCGAGUCACAGACAUCAGCAACUAGUCGCCCAACAGAGACCCGAGUCACAGACAUCAGCAACUAGUCGCCCAACAGAGACCCGAGUCACAGACAUCAGCAACUAGUCGCCCAACAGAGACCCGAGUCACAGACAUCAGCAACUAGUCGCCCAACAGAGACCCGAGUCACAGACAUCAGCAACUAGUCGCCCAACAGAGACCCGAGUCACAGACAUCAGCAACUAGUCGCCCAACAGAGACCCGAGUCACAGACAUCAGCAACUAGUCGCCCAACAGAGACCCGAGUCACAGACAUCAGCAACUAGUCGCCCAACAGAGACCCGAGUCACAGACAUCAGCAACUAGUCGCCCAACAGAGACCCGAGUCACAGACAUCAGCAACUAGUCGCCCAACAGAGACCCGAGUCACAGACAUCAGCAACUAGUCGCCCAACAGAGACCCGAGUCACAGACAUCAGCAACUAGUCGCCCAACAGAGACCCGAGUCACAGACAUCAGCAACUAGUCGCCCAACAGAGACCCGAGUCACAGACAUCAGCAACUAGUCGCCCAACAGAGACCCGAGUCACAGACAUCAGCAACUAGUCGCCCAACAGAGACCCGAGUCACAGACAUCAGCAACUAGUCGCCCAACAGAGACCCGAGUCACAGACAUCAGCAACUAGUCGCCCAACAGAGACCCGAGUCACAGACAUCAGCAACUAGUCGCCCAACAGAGACCCGAGUCACAGACAUCAGCAACUAGUCGCCCAACAGAGACCCGAGUCACAGACAUCAGCAACUAGUCGCCCAACAGAGACCCGAGUCACAGACAUCAGCAACUAGUCGCCCAACAGAGACCCGAGUCACAGACAUCAGCAACUAGUCGCCUCAACAGAGACCCGAGUCACAGACAUCAGCAACUAGUCGCCCAACAGAGACCCGAGUCACAGACAUCAGCAACUAGUCGCCCAACAGAGACCCGAGUCACAGACAUCAGCAACUAGUCGCCCAACAGAGACCCGAGUCACAGACAUCAGCAACUAGUCGCCCAACAGAGACCCGAGUCACAGACAUCAGCAACUAGUCGCCCAACAGAGACCCGAGUCACAGACAUCAGCAACUAGUCGCCCAACAGAGACCCGAGUCACAGACAUCAGCAACUAGUCGCCCAACAGAGACCCGAGUCACAGACAUCAGCAACUAGUCGCCCAACAGAGACCCGAGUCACAGACAUCAGCAACUAGUCGCCCAACAGAGACCCGAGUCACAGACAUCAGCAACUAGUCGCCCAACAGAGACCCGAGUCACAGACAUCAGCAACUAGUCGCCCAACAGAGACCCGAGUCACAGACAUCAGCAACUAGUCGCCCAACAGAGACCCGAGUCACAGACAUCAGCAACUAGUCGCCCAACAGAGACCCGAGUCACAGACAUCAGCAACUAGUCGCCCAACAGAGACCCGAGUCACAGACAUCAGCAACUAGUCGCCCAACAGAGACCCGAGUCACAGACAUCAGCAACUAGUCGCCCAACAGAGACCCGAGUCACAGACAUCAGCAACUAGUCGCCCAACAGAGACCCGAGUCACAGACAUCAGCAACUAGUCGCCCAACAGAGACCCGAGUCACAGACAUCAGCAACUAGUCGCCCAACAGAGACCCGAGUCACAGACAUCAGCAACUAGUCGCCCAACAGAGACCCGAGUCACAGACAUCAGCAACUAGUCGCCCAACAGAGACCCGAGUCACAGACAUCAGCAACUAGUCGCCCAACAGAGACCCGAGUCACAGACAUCAGCAACUAGUCGCCCAACAGAGACCCGAGUCACAGACAUCAGCAACUAGUCGCCCAACAGAGACCCGAGUCACAGACAUCAGCAACUAG